Molecule: messenger RNA, 6969 nt
Organism: Talaromyces atroroseus
Lineage: Eukaryota; Fungi; Ascomycota; Eurotiomycetes; Eurotiales; Trichocomaceae
Exons: 6
Coding region: 1-6969 (2322 amino acids)
Molecular function (GO): ATP hydrolysis activity; helicase activity; ATP binding
Source: RefSeq, a predicted model, not a curated record
AUGUCUGGAAAUAAAGGCAGAUCAGAUCGCCUAGCAAAGUUCCUGACAGGCGUGAUUUCUGGCAAAGAUAAAGUCGAAAAUUCGACCGACUUCAAAAGGUUCCUAGAGGCAAUUUUGGAUCAAGGUGAUCCUGCCCGUCUAGUUGAGCGACUCAUUGCUAGUCAGAGCGCCUUGAGUUCUAUCAGGCAAGGCUUGCGAUCGAAUAUCGCAGCGGAGUUUAUCAACAAAUACACGGCCAAGUUCGUGCAAUUCCUGAGCAAUCCUGGAAUCAAGCAACUAUGCAAUGGACAGUUUCUUGAACAGUUAUUGGCCAUCAUCCUUGAGCCACGGACACUGUGGAAUGCCUUCAUCGAGGCGCUGAGAGCCAGAAAACUAGACGAAGAGGCGGUCUAUUGGUUCUACUGGAUGAUGGUAGAAAUGCUUUCGUUGCCCUACUCUAGUGGGCUAGAUGUGACCGCUGACGCCCAAGCAUUGAUGGAUGAAGGGUCGAUCUUCCUCUCGACAAAUAUCGAUCUACGUAAUCUCGGGAAUAAGAUCAAAUACCUGCUGCAAAUGAAGUCUUCUGGCGCAGUCAACACAUUGACGUACACUGCCGGAGGUCGUCAUGAUAACGACUUCCAAGAUUUCCGCAGAAUUGCCAUUCUUCCCACCCCUGAUGAAUUUGGCUGCGCUGAGAAACCAUUCUAUCGCCGUGCCGAGGAUAUCUUAGAGCUUGAUGGAGACCAACGGGUUGCAGCUCACAUUGACAACCAGUUCCGUCUCCUGCGGGAGGACAUGCUGUCGGAAUUGAGGGAGGAUGUUCAAGCUGCCAGAGGGAAAAAUAAAACACGUCGCCCUGCAUCUCGCCUCGGGGGUCUCUCUGUUGCUUCCUUGUCCGGUGGCGAUGAUAGCAAAAGGCGACUACAACCAAGCACCCUUGGAGUUCACUGUAGAUCGGGCUUGAAUAACUUCCAACGUAUUUCAAAAGAGGAUCGGAAAGACUUUUUGAACAACAAUCGAAAUUUUCUGAAGCAUCAAGCCUUCGGAUGUUUGGUCCGUGGAGCCGACAUUGUGGCCUUCGCCACGAUAGAGAGGGACAUCGAUAAGCUGAUUCUGGAUUCUCCUGUAAUCAUGCUGCAUGUUGCCGGCGAUGAGCCGCUUCAUAAGACUCUAUUAUAUCUGAAGCUCUAUGAUGAUGUGGAUUUUCUUCUAGUUGAUGCUCCUAUUUUUGCUUACCACCCGAUCUUGAAAUGCCUUCAGGACAAGUUAGAUUUCCCUCUUAUUGACGAGUUGUUCUUGUACAAAAGUGACCAGUCACCAAGAGAGUCUGAUUUGAUUCCGGUGGAUUUAAUCCACAAACUGAGAGCAAAGGGGGAUGGUGACAUCCAGAGCAUUCUAAAGACGGCCAAAGGGGCGAAGUUAGAUCCCUCCCAGCUCGAAUCGCUUUUGGCUGGUUUAACCCAGAGAGUCAGUUUAAUUCAAGGACCACCUGGUACCGGAAAGUCAUUCAUCGGUGCUCUCCUGGCCAAAGUGCUUCAUGACAAUACGAAAGAGAAAAUUCUCGUGAUGUGUUAUACCAAUCACGCUCUGGAUCAGUUCUUGGAAGACUUUCAGGAUAUUGGUAUCAACUCUUCCGCCAUUGUGAGAUUAGGUUCCAAGUCAACGACGCGGACCCAGUCACUCAAAUUGUCAGAGCAGAGGUUGGCCUACAAGAGAUCUCAAGAAUCAUGGAGGAUUAUCAACAGUCUAGAAACCGAAGCUUCCGAACUUAAGAGUGACUUGGAUGAAAAGUUCAAGGCUUAUCAAAGCCGAAAGAAUGACUAUGACAUGAUCAUAGAAUAUCUUGAAUUCGAGGAGCCUGAAUUCUUCGAGGCGCUAACAGUCCCGGAGAAUGAAGAUGGCAUGACUACGGUUGGCCGUGGUGGAAGUGAUAUCCAGAAAGACUAUCUUUAUAAACGAUGGAUUCAUGGUGAUACCGCUGGAGUUUUCGAGAAAUCCCUUCCCAAGACUUGCCACGCCGUAUGGAAGUUGAAUAGAGACUUGCGACAAGAAAAGCAUCGUUCUUGGAAACGCACGUUAUUGGAUGAACAAUGCGAAGCCUUAAAGACACAGGCAUCUCAAAUCAACAAAUGCUAUGCUAAAUGGAAUAGCGUCUGGAAUGAGAGAGAUGGAAAAAUUCUGGCCUCCAAGCGCAUCAUAGGCUGCACUACUACAGCAGCAGCGAUGUAUUCAGAGCUGCUUCGUAAUGUGGCGCCUGGAAUCAUCCUCCUCGAGGAGGCUGGCGAGAUCCUCGAGUCUCAUGUCCUUACCUCGUUGGUACCGGAGACCAAGCAGAUGGUAUUGAUAGGAGAUCACUUACAACUCCGGCCCAAGAUCAAUAAUUUUAGUCUAACUAUUGAGAAGGGGGAUGGAUAUGAUCUCAAUGUUUCCCUUUUUGAGAGACUUAUUGGUGCGGGAUAUCCGCACACGACUUUGUUGAAACAACAUAGAAUGAGCCCUGAGAUCUCUACUUUGGUGCGCCACCUUACCUAUCCUGCCCUGGAAGACGCCCCCAAAACGAAGAAUCGACCUCAACCACUUGGACUACGAGAUAGAGUUAUUUUCUUUCAGCAUGAGAAUCCAGAAACCAGUUUCGCACAAAUCACUGAUAGGCGGGAUGAGAAUUCCACACGAAGCAAGCAGAAUAUGUUUGAAGCCGAGAUCGUGCUGCAGAUUGUGAAAUACCUUGGGCAGCAAGGAUAUGGGACAGACAAAUUGGUGGUUCUAACUCCAUAUCUUGGCCAAUUGUGUCUACUACAGACAAUGUUAAGCAAACACAAUGAUCCGGUGCUCAACGAUCUUGAUUCCUACGAUCUAGUCAAGGCUGGCCUGCUCUCCCAGGCUAGUGCUAACCACUCAAAGCGGAAGAUCAAGCUUUCAACGAUAGACAAUUAUCAGGGCGAAGAAAGUGACAUCGUCAUCGCUUCGUUAACGAGGAGUAAUGGAAACGGUGAUAUCGGCUUCAUGAGCGCUCCUCAACGUUUGAACGUUCUAUUGUCGCGAGCGCGAAAUGCCUUGAUUAUGGUUGGAAAUUCCAAGACUUUUAUCUCAAGCCGAAAGGGGGAAAAGUGCUGGCGACCGUUCGUUGACCAACUCAAGUCUAAGGGACAUCUUUACGACGGAUUACCCGUCUACUGUCAGCGACAUCCAGAUAGGACUGCGAUUUUGAAGACAAAAGAUGACUUUGAAACAGAAUGUCCGGAUGGAGGCUGUCCUGCACCUUGUGGCGUUAAGUUGAACUGUGGGCUUCACGAGUGUCCUUCCAAGUGUCAUCAAAUUGCGGAUCAUUCAAAGAUGACCUGUACGAAGAUUAUUGAGUGGAGCUGCUCACGCGGACAUCAUAUCUCUCAGCCUUGCGCUAAGGCCAAGGGUUCAUGCAGAUAUUGUAACCAGGAAGAUAUUGCAAAAGAGCGCAAACGUCAACGAGAUCUUAUACUCGAUGCGGAGCGGGAUAGGAAGCAAAAACAAUACACUCAAGCACUCAUCGAUGCCCAGGAAGAAAUCGCUCAUUUGAAGCGUUUUCAGCGCGACAAAUUCGAGGAUGAAGAGCGAUCGAGAACGCUCAAGCAGCAUUGGGAUGAAAUUGAGAGGAUCAAAAAUCCUCUCAGGCUGCCUGAUCCGGUCGCACAGGGUAUGCCUGAUGUUCGACCGAAUCAGGCAACUAAAACAGUGGAUAGAAACCCUGCUUCUGAUAGAGAGAGUCCCCUAAAUUAUAAGCAGAAUCCCUCUGUUCAGCAAGAAGAGACAACACCCAAGCCUUCGGAGACCAAAGAUGAAUGGGAAUACCAGAAAACGUUUCUCAAUGCCCAGAGUUCAGAGAUUGAUUCAAUGAUGGAAAUGAUUGGACUCGAGACUGUCAAGGAGAAAUUCAUCUCCAUAAAGGACAAAGUGGACACAGCCUUGAGGCAAAAUAUUGAUCUUAAAGGAGAACGAUUUGGCUCUGUCUUGCUUGGGAAUCCUGGCACCGGAAAGACGACAGUGGCGCGACUUUAUGCAAACUUUCUUGCAUCCAUGGGCAUUACUCCAGGGAAUGCUUUUGUUGAGACCACAGGAUCGAGAUUGGCAAACGAUGGUGUCUCGGGAUGUCAGAAGAUCAUCGACAAUAUCCUCAAUAACGGUGGAGGAGCCCUCUUUAUUGAUGAAGCAUAUCAACUUGUGCAGGGAAAUACUCUUGGUGGAACACAAGUCCUUGAUUUCUUAUUGGCGGAGGUUGAAAACCGCACAGGGAAGAUCGUUUUCAUUCUUGCAGGAUAUCAACGACCGAUGGAGAAGUUUUUUUCACAUAAUCCGGGAUUACCUAGUCGAUUCCCACAUGAAUUGAAGUUUGACGAUUAUGAUGACAACGAGCUAAUGCAAAUCCUGGAGUACAGGAUCAAGAAGAAAUACCAGAACCCGCCAAUGAAGGUUGAAGCUGGCUUUGGAGGACUCUAUUGCCGCAUUGUUGCUCGCCGUGUUGGCCAAGGUCGUGGCCGUGAGGGUUUUGCCAACGCGAGAGCGGUUGAAAACGCGAUGGCUAGGAUUUCAGAUCGACAAUCUAGACGACUAAAGCGAGAGAGACGAAGCCGAGGCUCCAAGGUUGACGAUUUCCUCCUCACCAAAGAGGAUCUUAUCGGGCCAGAACCAUCUCAGGCUUUGGAGAACUCAUCCGCCUGGCAAAAGUUGAAGCAGAUGAUCGGACUGGAGUCGGUGAAAAAUACUGUCAAGGCACUAUUGGAUAGUGUCCAAUAUAACUACCAACGUGAACUGCAGGAGCAGUCAUUGGUCGAAUUCAGCCUGAAUCGAGUCUUCUUAGGAUCCCCCGGGACCGGCAAAACGACAGUUGCCAAGCUCUAUGGACAGAUACUUGUUGAUAUUGGACUGCUAUCAAACGGCGAAGUGGUGGUAAAAAACCCUUCUGACUUUGUUGGCAGUGUUGUGGGGGAGUCCGAGAAAAACACCAAAGGCAUCCUGGCAUCCACAAUGGGAAAAGUUCUAGUUAUUGAUGAAGCCUACGGCCUGUUUGCAGGAGGAACUUCUGACGGCACAUCCGCCAAGAGCGAUCCGUAUAGAAGUGCUGUUGUCGACACCAUCGUGGCAGAGGUUCAAAGCACGCCCGGGGAGGAUCGGUGUGUUUUGCUACUAGGCUACAAAGACCAAAUGCAAAAGAUGUUUCAAAACGUAAAUCCUGGUCUCAGCCGACGGUUUCCCAUUGAUCAUGCCUUUCAAUUCGAGGAUUUCACAGAAGACGAGUUAGAUAAGAUUCUUACUCUGAAAUUGAAGCAGCAAGGAUUCGGUAUUACUGAACAGGGUCGAAGGGUGGUCUUAGAGAUGUUAGAGCGAGCCCGCAAUCGACCACAUUUCGGAAAUGCUGGUGAGGUUGAUAUUUUGCUCAAUUCCGCGAAAAUGCGCUACCAAAAACGUCUUUCCUCUAGUGGAAAUCCAAUUGAUGCAUCUAACUCUGUCCUUGAUGCCGAAGAUUUUGAUGAAGAUCAUGAUCGUGCCGAGCGAGCUGACACAAAUAUUGCCAUGCUAUUUGAAGGUGUGGUGGGAUGCGAGGAGAUCAUCGCCAAGCUGGAAGGAAAUAUACAAAUGGUCAAGAAGCUCAAGCAAGUGAAAAUGAAUCCUCGAGAGCAAGUGCCAUUUAAUUUUCUAUUCCGAGGUCCACCAGGAACUGGCAAAACGAGCACGGCUAGAAAAAUGGGCAAGGUUUACUACGACAUGGGCUUGCUUGCUUCUGCAGAGGUGAUCGAAGCCUCAGCUACGGAUUUGGUGGGUCAGUAUGUAGGACAGACAGGACCCAAAACGCAAAGCCUUCUCGAAACAGCCCUCGGGAAAGUCUUGUUCAUCGAUGAGGCAUACCGCUUGGCUGAUGGAGUAUUUGCGAAAGAAGCAAUGGACGAGCUUGUGGAUUGCAUCACUAAACCCCAGUUUGCACAACGGCUGAUCAUCAUCCUAGCCGGCUACGACUCGGAAAUCAAUCAAUUAAUGUCUACUAACCCGGGCCUCACAAGUCGAUUCCCCGAAUCCAUUCAGUUCAAGCCUUUUUGUCCAACAGACUGCUUUGAAUUGCUACAUAAUUUGCUUUUGAAGAGGAAGAAAGAUCUGAAAAACAAGGGUCAGGCGGAUCUUGAUUUGGCUGUAUUUGAAUGCCCCAGCCAUGAUUUCAAAGAAAGCCUAUCCAGUAGUUUCGACCGUCUAUCUAAGGUGGAGGGCUGGGCAAAUGCGCGAGACGUUGGCUCACUCGCCAAGGGCAUAUUCAAAAGAGUCAUCAGCGCUUACAACGGGAGAGCACUUGCAUUGACAGAAGAAAUGGUGCUUGGGGAAUUGGACUCUAUGAUAAAAGAACGGUCGAAAAGAGAGCAAGGACCAGUGAGACAGCAAUUACAAAACAUGGAAAAUCUAGUCCAGCAGCAGCUCAGUGCUCCUACUCACCUAGCCUCCAACUCCUCCAACUCCUCCUCGAUGCAAUCCGAAAAUGAGACGAAGAAUGAAGAAACUUGUUCUGUUCAGCAGCCUACAGAUAUGGACUCUCGUGAUACCGGUGUCACGGAUGAAGUGUGGAGCCAACUCCAGCGAGACAAACUCGCCGCAGAAGAUCGAGAAAAGGAGUGGCUGAAGCUUAAAGAGCAGGAAGAAGCUCAAUCGAAGCAGCUUCUUGAGCUGAAGCAAGAUGAAGAACGUGCAAUCAACGAGUUGAAAGAAGCACAGCGGAAAGGCGAUGAGGAGGCCAGAAUGCGCCACGAACAAGAGCGGUUGCAACAUGAGAUGGAACGCCGACAGCAAGAGGCUGUGUUGGAGCAGAUACGCAAGGAGAAAGAAGCUAGGGAAAAAGCCCGUAGGAAGGAACAAGAAGCACAGGCAAAAUUGAGAAAGAUGGGAGUGUGUCCAGUGGGAUACCGGUGGAUAAAGCAAAAUGGCGGGUAUCGCUGCUCAGCUGGAGGUCACUGGGUAUCAGAUGCGCAACUGGAGUAA